This is a messenger RNA of Paraphaeosphaeria sporulosa, 1025 nucleotides long. Its product is annotated as CAP20-like protein. Bases 323 to 901 code for a protein of 192 amino acids. The record is from RefSeq and is a predicted model, not a curated record. Lineage: Eukaryota; Fungi; Ascomycota; Dothideomycetes; Pleosporales; Didymosphaeriaceae. The transcript has 4 exons.
UUGGACAGAUAUGGCCCGUGCACCCUUUCACAUGCGCCGUCCGCGCCUGUCCAGUGGAAUGCUUCGCGGGCAAUCACGAAAUAACACGCCUUAUAUUUCGCGAGCGGGCUGCAAGAGGGACGAAGCUUAUGAUAACGUUUCGACUCCGUCGGCCUCCGCUCUUCCUUCGCCCCUCGCGCUUUCUGACCGAUUGAGAAGGUCGCCAUCGUUAUAGCAGCACUUGCAUAUUCACACAAGACGCAGCCGCCGUUUUCAGGACCGCGCGCCACACCUUCGUCACUUCCUGCAAUUGUCGCAUAAAUAAGCUUCAUAAUCGCACUCGAUGCCUCACGCCGAGAAGGACACUGUCAACGGCGAGAUGACAACGCGCCUCACUAACGGCGAGAAGCCGCAGUCGAAAGUCCUAUCGCACCUGCAGACCUACCCGGUUGUCAACGACGGCCUCGAGUUCUACAAAUCGCACCCCUACGGCGCAAAGUCCCUCAACCUCGUGCACAAGACCUACAACUCGUUCGUCGCGCCGCUGCACCCCUACCUGCAGACACCGUACUCCUACCUCUCGCCGUACCUCUCGCGCGCCGACGAGCUCGGCGACAGCGGCCUCUCCAAGGUCGACACGCGGUUCCCCAUUGUUAAGGAGGACACCAGCAAGCUCAAGCAGACGGUGUCGGAGUACGUGGGUCUGCCGUUCGCACUCGCGGGCAAGGGCCGGGCGUACGUGGUCGGCACGUGGCAGGAUGAGUACAGCAAGACGAGGGGGGAUGGCGUGGUGAAGAGUGUCAAGGCGCUUAUUAGCACUGAGCUGAAGAUUGGGCUCGAUGGGUAUACGUUGUUGGUGGAGUACUGGCAGAAGGGGCACAAGGAGGUGAACAAGAAGGUUAAUGAGGUGAGUUUGUCCUAGGCUAGGCGCACGGUGCAGGUCGGCGUUGAAGUAGAACCUGAGCUGACGUGCUUCUAGAAGAAGCAGAAAUAGGUGGGGUGUUCCGACUUGUGAUCCUGGUUUGAGAAAAGUGAUGGACGCUUGG